CCGCAGAACUUCUGAAUUCAUUUUUACAAAGGACAGUUUAUCCACCUGGGAGUUACAUUGAUGCUUAAUCUUAAUCAUUGUUCUUUAUGUGAACUUGUUUGACUAGGUACACAGAUGAAGAAACUAGCAAGAGAAGAAAGUCUUUAGGAACUUGUAGUCUUAAACUUGCAAUUUAUCUCUGUGGCUAUAAAACUGUUGGAACUUGUGGGCUUAAAGACUUACGCAUGCUGUGACAUUUGUGUGGCUACAAAAUUAUGUCAUUAAGGAUAAAAUAAGAAGUUUAAAGUAAAAUUAUUUUCAAAUAUAGAAAAAGGAUCAUUCUUUUUGGAAUGGACUAAAAAAGAAAUAGUAUGACGUAAAAUGAAACAGAGGUAGUAUAUCAUUGACCUUUUCCGAUAACUUUUGCAAUUCUUAGGAUCACUGUUGAUCAUAUGAUCAGAAACAGUUUAGAUGAGUCUUCAGCAUGCUUGUCUUUAAUGAAUUUUGCAUCCACUAUUUUUUAAAGUGCCAGGUUUCCGCUCUAGAGUUCGAGUAAUUUCUUUAUCCGACGGCUUUUUUACUGAUUUGCCAUGAUGAUACACUCCAUUUCCCAAAAGAGACCAUCUUUUCUGGUUUUUUGGAUAUGGUUGCUUCACUUUGUAUAGUUUUAAGAUUUGGUACAUGGAGAAAUUGAUGAAGGUCUAUUCUAACUUGUGAUUUCAAGCAUAACGUUAUUUGAAUUCUGUAAUGCUCAAUUUUUUAUUGUGGAGGUUGCUUUACUUGCAUUUGCAUUGUGUUAGCCAGUGAGGCUUAAUCAGUUGCAGCAGAUUCUUUACUUCAAUUCAUCGUUGCGCAACCAUUUUCAGCUGUUUUCAUGGUGCGACAGUUCUGUAUGCCCUGUACAGUAUCGUGCUUGACAUUGCUCAGUUUCUAAAUUAGAGAUGUUAAACGUAACUUUGAACUACUAUGCUCGUAGCAUUAUUGUAUACUCCUGACAUCGAGAUUGAAUGGUUUAUUACUUGCGAUAACAUGCUUUAGACAUUGUUUUUUGGGAUUUCCUUUCUGAAAUUAUGUUGUAUCCGCAGGUAGAAGAGAUAGGAUGGGAACACCUUGUCAGAUUGGGGGAAGAUCUGAGACUUCUCAGCUUUCACGUGAUGGACAAGAAGGGAAGAGUGCACAUUGUUCAGAUAACUUUGGAUGGAACAUAUCCUAAUCAGCCACCUUCAAUAUCAGCGGACGUGCCUUAUCUCUUCAAUGUGGAAUGGUCAAUAAACUCAAGACUAAAAAAUGUUAUCCAACAGUUUCAGCAGCAUAUGGAUAAGCUUCAGGAGUUUUGGAAUAUAAUGGAUGACAUUGACCACUCUCUUUUGGUUUCUGACCUAAGAUAUCCUCAACGUGCUUCGUCACAUCGCCAACUUAAUAUAAGCAAUGACUGCCAUAUCAUGUUGUGUAUAGAUGCUAAUGAUCCAACAUCCCUACCAGACUGUCGCUUUCUUGGUUCAGAUUCAGAGGUGGAGAGAUUGAGAGCGAUGUGGAGGAGAAACUGCAAAAGAUGGAUGAAAGACAAGCCAUUUUCUGAGAAUCUUGCAAACGUAUUGGAUAUUCAACUUCAUGGACCUUCAAUCGUUCAAAAGACCGAUCCACAAACUGAAUGUGGCAUUUGUUAUGCACAAUAUCUUCCAAUUGAUGAUGAACUUGGUGCUAAGAGUGGAAGUGGCACUGAUUGUACAUGUGAAAAUAACAGCUGCAGUAGGGCCUUCCACAGUGUUUGCCUCGGAGAUUGGUUGCGUUCCAUCACAACAACAAGACAGUCAUUUGAUGUUCUAUUCGGGAAUUGUCCAUACUGUUCUGAUCCAAUUGCUGUCAAAAUCAAUACUAGGAAGUAAAAUAUGAUGUGGAACAACCAAGUAAGUGAAACAACAACAACAAACCCAAUGUAAUCCCCACAAAGUGGGGUCUGGAGAGGGUAGUGUGUACGCAGACCUUACCCUUACCUUGUGAAGGUAGAGAGAUUGUCUCCGAUAAACCAUCGGCUCAAGGAAAGAUGAAAAAGAAGCAGAAACUAGUAAGUGAAACAAGGUAAACCAAUUUUUUUUGGUUCAUGAAGUUUGGCCUGCUAUUAUAUCACGAUCAUCCUCAUAAUAUGGAGAUUUUUGCACUAGUUGAGCAUAUAUCAAGACACAUUUAGUCAAAACUAUUAUUUUUGGGCCAGUUAGCGCUCACGGUUUGAUACUUGGUGGAUAAUAGGUCAGUUCCAGUUUAAUCGAAAGUGAUAUUGUGAUUAAAAGCUAAUGAAUUGUAGCCUAGGAGUUCCCUAAGUUUUACAUGAAUGAAGUCAGAAUGGCUCAUAGAUUCAUAUAUUCUUGAUAUCAUCACCAGCCUACUAAAGUAAAUUGGGAGGUGAAUAAUCCUGGGCUAAGUAGAGCCUUGUGUUUUAACUUUUCUUCAAUUUUCUCAAAUUUACUUCAUUAAUCACGAGGCAAAAACUGUAUGAUGGGGGUUUGAUUAGUCAUAACAACUUCUUCUUUCUCCUCUCUGCUAAACUCACACUUGACUAUAUUUCCUUUCCUUUUCAUUUCUAUGACUACAACUUCCCCUGAUUCCUCAGUUACACUAAGCUAAUACUCAAGAAGGGGAAGGGUCAAGCUGAUGAGUAUAGAUAGAACAUAAAUUAGGU
Molecule: messenger RNA, 2656 nt
Organism: Nicotiana attenuata
Lineage: Eukaryota; Viridiplantae; Streptophyta; Magnoliopsida; Solanales; Solanaceae
Product: E3 ubiquitin-protein ligase FANCL
Exons: 10
Coding region: 1050-1865 (271 amino acids)
Biological process (GO): protein monoubiquitination; interstrand cross-link repair
Cellular component (GO): Fanconi anaemia nuclear complex; nucleus
Molecular function (GO): ubiquitin protein ligase activity
Source: RefSeq, a predicted model, not a curated record